UUUAACGGUGUUGGCUGCACUGUACCAAUGCCGUGACGUCAUUGCUACCUACCAGAUUGCCCGCUGAACGGCUGUCUAACGUCAUCCAUGCUAAAAGUAAGUCAUGUUCUAUGUUGUGCGUUAUACCUAAAAGUAGUGCAGUUCUUUAUACAUUUCAUUGGCGCAGUCGGUAAUUACGGAUUUCUUUCUAUGGAUUAAAAAGUAAAAAUCUUUUCCGCGAGUGUUAAUGGGAGACAAAAAGGACAAAGGAAAAGGAUCUACUGUGACGAAAAUGUCAGGCUUGUAAGUCCCGAAAUAAAUUUAACAAGCAGAAUUCAAAGUCCAAGAGUGGAAGAUUUGCCCCACACAAGGUGCAUCAUCUUAAUUUGGAAGAGGAGGACCCUAGGCCUAGGCCUAACUUGGAUAUAGUCAAGGAGACUCGGGACUUGUGUUUGUACAAUCUAGGCCUAUCUGACGGUACAGAAGCUUACAAGGUAAGACUAAUGAUAGAAGAUGUAGUUGUAGAAAUGGAAAUUGAUAGUGGAUCAGCAGUAUCCGUGUGCCCGUCUGAGGUUUUUGCGGAAAAAUUUCCUAAUGUGGAAUUAAAUCAUGUAAAUUUGAGUUUAUUGACAUACACUGGUGGGGAGGUGCCUGUGCUAGGCCAAGCUGAUGUAACUGUAAAAUAUAAAGGUCAAGAAGUUAUGUUGCCCUUAUUGGUUGUGAAAAUGUGUCGUAGGAACCAGCCUAUGUUGUUGGGAAGGAGCUGGUUGGCCAAGUUGAAACUUGAUUGGCGUUCUAUUUUUUCAGUAGUAUCGGAAGUAGGCCUACAGAGUAGGCCUAGUAAUCAAAUUAAUUUGACUUUGUCUGAGCCUAACCCUGUGAGUAGUGUAUCAGGACCUAGUUGUAAGGAUCAACUGAGUAGGCCUAAGCUUAGCAGUACAACUGAAGUUGAUGUGCAAACGUUGAAAAAUAAAUAUGCUAUGGUAUUUCAAACGGGAGCUGGAGAAAUUAAAGGGGUUACUGCUCACAUUAUUCUUAAAGACAAUGUAGUUCCCAAGUUUUGUAAAUAUAGGCCAGUGCCUUAUAGUUUGAGGGAGAAGGUUGAACAAGAGUUAGACCGAAUGGUUAACGAUGGAAUAGCCUAUAGGGUUUCCAGCUCCGAGUGGGCUACACCGUUGGUGACGGUUCCUAAACCAAAUGGCGUAAGAUUGUGCGCCGAUUUUAAGGUAACGUUAAAUCCGGUGCUGCAAACAGAGCACUAUCCGCUUCCGCAACCGGAAGAUAUUUUUGCCUCGUUGUCAGGAUGUACAUACUUUUCAGUAAUCGACCUCACAAAUGCCUAUCAGCAGUUAGCAGUAGCAGAGGAGUCACAACCUUUGUUAACCUUGACUACCCAUAAAGGACUUUUUAGAUUGAGACGUUUGCCGUAUGGGUUGUCGUCCGCACCGGCUAUUUUCAAGCAGUCAUUGAUCAGAUUGUAUGUGGGUUACCAGGUACCGUAG
Messenger RNA from Macrosteles quadrilineatus (aster leafhopper), 1481 nucleotides. RefSeq lists its product as uncharacterized. The record is from RefSeq and is a predicted model, not a curated record. The coding region runs from base 483 to 1481 and encodes 332 amino acids. Lineage: Eukaryota; Metazoa; Arthropoda; Insecta; Hemiptera; Cicadellidae. The transcript is spliced from 2 exons.